Molecule: messenger RNA, 815 nt
Organism: Arachis ipaensis
Lineage: Eukaryota; Viridiplantae; Streptophyta; Magnoliopsida; Fabales; Fabaceae
Source: RefSeq, a predicted model, not a curated record
GGUUUGCUUUUUGGUUUGCUUGUGAUUCAUUCUAAUUCCGUAUUCAUUCCAAUUUUCCCAUUCGCUUCCAUCAUCACCCCCAACUAUUUCUUGAAAAGGCUUCGACCCCACCACGCUAACGUUCUUCUCUUCUCUCUCCAAAGAGCUCGUGAUUAUAUGAAAUCCACCUCACAGAUUCAGAUUUGAGAUUCGUUACUCGGAUUCUUUCACUCGUCCUCGCUUUUUUUUGGCGUUGAAAUUUUUUAUUGGUAAGCUGUCACAGUCCACACUAUUAGAACUUGGAAUUGAUUAUGGGGAGCAACAAGGCACCAAGUUGGUCUGACCAAUGGGGAAGUGGUGGAUUUGGGAGUGAUGACUAUGGUGAUGAUCACCAUAAUGAGAAGAUGGACAAGAGUGGGAGCAGCAAGAAGAUGGCGGAUGCGAAGGCGGUAGCAUCGGCCGGGAUGGACAAGGCCAAGGCAGCCGCGUUGGUCGGAGCUGACAAGGCCAAGGCGGCUGCCGUGGUGAGUGCCAUGAAGGUGAAGAGUGGCACCUCUGCUGGCCUCAAGUGGGUCAAGAACCAGUACCAGAAGAGGACUUCCAAGUGAAAUCAUGAUGACUCAUUCUGUUCACAAAAAAAGCGCUCAAAGUGUGGUCUCAAACUCAUGCUUUAUUAUUGAACAUUAUAUAUCUUGGAUAGUUUUUUCUUUUUAAAUGUCAUUGUUCUUUCAUAAACUAUACUGAAUUUUUAUUCAAUAUUGAUUAUAUGGUGUGGCUGUAAUUUUAGAACAAUCCGGGUAUAUUUGUUUAUAAAUGUAGGGUGUUGACGAGUUUCA